UCUUCCUCUCUGCAGAUCCUCAUCUCUCUCUCUCUCUCUCUCUCUCUCUCUCUCUCAUGGAGUGGAAAAGAGGGCUGACCUUAGGCCGCGGCUCCACUGCCACCGUCUCACUGGCUACAGCCAACCCGUCCGGUGAGCUCUUCGCCGUCAAGACCACCGAACUCUGUCGCUCUCUGUUUUUGCAGAGAGAGAAACAUUUUCUGUCUCAGCUGAGUUGUCCUCGCAUAGUCAAGUACAUAGGCUCCGAUGUUUCAUAUGAAGAUGGUCGGCCUAUGUACAAUCUUUGUAUGGAGUACGUGCCUGGUGGCACCCUUUACGAUGCAAUUCAGAGGCGCCGAGGCUGCCUAGAUGAGCCUACGAUUAGAUCAUACACAAAGCAAAUUCUGCAGGGCUUGGAAUACCUUCAUGCAAAUGGGUUGGUGCAUUGUGAUAUAAAGAGCCAGAACAUUUUGAUGGGUAAAGAUGGUUUGAAAAUUGCUGACUUGGGUUGCGCUAAAUUGGUAGAAGUUGCUGCCACAUCAGCAAUUUCCGGUACACCGAUGUUUAUGGCGCCUGAAGUGGCGCGUGGAGGGGAGCAGGGCUUUCCUGCUGAUAUAUGGGCUCUUGGAUGCACGAUCAUUGAAAUGGCUACUGGGAGUACCCCAUGGCAGGAUAUGAACGACCCGGUAUCGGCUCUUUAUCGGAUUGGAUUUUCCGGUGAUGUGCCGGAGAUUCCAAUGUGGUUGUCAGAGAAAGCUAAGGACUUUCUGAGCAAGUGUUUGAGGAGGGAUCCAAGAGAGAGAUGGACAGCCAAAGAGCUUCUUGAUCAGCAUCCAUUUCUUGCAGAAGUAGAUUCUGAGCAAUCUCUGGAAAUUAAGGAGUUCACCAUGAGUUCUCCAAAUAGUGUAUUGGAACAAGGUUUUUGGGAUUCAUUAGAAGUCUUGAAAUGUCCAAGAAAUACGACCCAUGAAGGUAUUUCGUCCGAUUCUCCAGCUGAAAGGAUCAGAAGGUUGAUUGGAGAGAAUCCCAACUGGACUUGCGAUGAAGAUUGGGUCACAGUGAGAAGCAAUGGAACAGAGGAAGAUGAGACAUUCUCUUGCGAAUUUGACGUGCUCAUGGCGGAUGAAAUUUCAGCUGCAGCCGAAUCAGUCAUGGGUGAUUUAAGUGCUCCAUUGGAAGAGUUUCGAAGCUCAUUCUUUAAUGAGGAUUUGUUUGUACACUCUGUUAACAGUUUGAGUACUAUUACCGCUACUAGUAUUAGGAGAGCCUUUGUUGAAGACGAUAUUGUAUUGAUAAUUUCAAAUUGUGAAACAGAUAAUGAAAAGUUUUCUUUGCAUCCAUCUCAAUUCUCUGAUCUGAAUCCUAAAUCCAUUGAAUACAAUCUUAUCUUCUUUGUGCAAAUAUCUCAGUUGCUUUAA
This is a messenger RNA of Corylus avellana, 1397 nucleotides long. The record is from RefSeq and is a predicted model, not a curated record. Lineage: Eukaryota; Viridiplantae; Streptophyta; Magnoliopsida; Fagales; Betulaceae.